Molecule: messenger RNA, 1425 nt
Organism: Plasmodium adleri (nom. inval.)
Lineage: Eukaryota; Apicomplexa; Aconoidasida; Haemosporida; Plasmodiidae
Product: nucleolar preribosomal assembly protein, putative
Exons: 1
Coding region: 1-1425 (474 amino acids)
Molecular function (GO): protein binding
Source: RefSeq, a predicted model, not a curated record
AUGAAUGAAGAACUAGAGGUAGAUGAAAAUGCUUAUGAUAUGCUCUUCAGUCCUUUAACCCCAUGGCCUUGUUUAUCAUUUGAUUAUAUUUUAGAACAAUCAAAACAUGAUGCAUUAUCAGAAGAAGAAAAAAAAAAAAAGAAAGAAAAUAUAGAUAACGGCAUAUUAAAUUAUCCCCUAGAAAUUUGCUGUGUUGCAGGUACACAAGCAAACAAAAGAGAAUUAAAUCAGAUUUAUGUAAUUAAAUGGUCGAAUUUAAAUAAGUUAAAAAAUGUAGAUGAUGAAGAAGGUUCUAGCGAUAAUUCUGAAGAUAAUGAUAGUAGUGAUUUUGAUGUUGAUAUAGAUGAUGAAAAUGAUAAUGAUAUAAAUGGUAAUAUAAAUAAUGAAAUAGAACAAAAAAAUAAUAAUAAUAAUAAUGACAAAUUAAAAGAAAAAGUAAAAAAAAAUAAAGAUACACACACAAAAAAAAAAAGCACUGUUAUAUGUAAAGCCAUUAAGCAUAAAUAUGGAUCUAUAAAUAGAACAAAAAUUUGUAAAAAAAUUAAUUCGCUAGUUGCUACUUGGUGUGAUGAUAGUAAUAUAUAUAUAUAUGACAUAUCUGAUGAAAUUAAAAAUUUAGAAGUUCGUCCAUUUAAUGAACAAAUUGAAAAAAAACCUUUACAUGUAUUUGAAAAACAUAUCACUGAAGGUUUUAGUUUAGACUGGAAUCCUGUACAUGCAGCACAAUUAUUAACAGGUGAUAAUAAUGGAAAUAUUUACUUAUGGCUACCUAAUAAUUCAGGUAAAUGGAAUUAUGAAUUAUUAAAUUUAAAAAAUAUAUAUACAACAAAUGAUAAUAAUAAUAAUAAUAAUAAAAAUAAAAAUAAUCAAAUAUAUAGCAUUGAAGAUAUUCAAUGGUCUAAAAAAGGAAAUGGAUUAGGAAAUGUUUUUGCAAUAUGUUCAUGUGAUAAAAGUAUUAGUAUUUUAGAUAUACGAAAUAUAAAUAAUAAUAGUACAAACAAAAAUAUACAUAUACCAAAUGCUCAUACAAAUGAUGUUAAUGUUAUUGCUUGGAAUGAAAAUACUGAAUUCUUAUUAGCUUCAGGAGGUGAUGAUAAUAUUAUAAAAGUUUGGGAUAUUAGAAAUUCGAACAAUGCUGUAGCUCAAUUAAUUUUUCAUAAACAACCUAUUUCUUCUAUCUCAUGGAAUUUUAAAGAUACCUAUGUAUUAUUAGCAUCAAGUCUAGAUAAUUCUAUUUCUAUAUGGGAUUUAUCAGUAGAAACGGAAUCAUUAGAAUUCGCUGAUUCCAAAUAUCCUGAUCAAUUGCUUUUUGAACAUUUAAACCAAAAAUUUAUUACAGACGCUAAAUUUCAUCCACAUUACCCAGGUCUCGUAGUAUCCACAUCCAGUGAAAAUUUUAACAUCUUUAAGCCAUGCAACAUAUGA